Molecule: messenger RNA, 879 nt
Organism: Jaminaea rosea
Lineage: Eukaryota; Fungi; Basidiomycota; Exobasidiomycetes; Microstromatales
Exons: 4
Coding region: 174-605 (143 amino acids)
Source: RefSeq, a predicted model, not a curated record
CGGCCGUCAAGUAGAUCAUCUGCCAUUAUGCUGACGAGGAACAACUUGCGUUGAAUUGCAAUCAAAGAAGCGAUGCUGGGGCCAUCGCUGUCAGGCGCCUGGCGAUCAGAGAGGGCGAACGACAGCCCAUAACAUACCUUCCUACCACGCCCAGCUGUGCUCUUUGACUGAAAAUGCUGCGACUUUCGCUCCCCCUCGCUGUCCUCUUCUACGCCGUCGCAAACGGCUAUACGGUCACCUUCGACGACUCCUGCAAGCAUGACGGGGUCUCGACGAUGCUGGACGAUCGCCCUCUGCCUGCUGGCACUACAAUGGGCAACGCUCCAGCCAAGGUUGAGCUUAGGAGCCCCUGGGGGAGCUUCAAUGCCAGUCUCGCCCUCGGUACCACUAGCCUGAUCACCUUCUUCCACCCUCCCACCAUCGCCCCCUUCUAUUACAGGGGCAGCCUCGCAGUCGAGAAUCAGGCGACUACAAUGGCGCUCGAGUGCAACAAGAAGCACUUGGGCGAUUGCGACAGCUCCAUCUCGAUCGAUAAUGUAACAAGCAGCCUCGCGUGGAUUUCAGCUUCUCCUGCUAGAGUAGACCUGCCAAGCCGCAGUGCUUGAUCAUUCCUCCGCCCAUGGCGCCCCGUAGGCUAGCCCAUGCCAUACAAUACGACCGACUUUGCUCACGCCUUCGCUCCUCACGCGCACAGCGCGGUGAGGGUACGGGGUGGUGUCCAAUGUCCCGCCUACAUGAGCAUGAGCGGCUCGGUAGCAACUCGCGAGCCUGACUGGCCGCAAAGGGCACAAGAGGGCACAGGGCAGCAUGUAGAGACAGCGCGACCGACCAAAUAGCAUGGGGAAUAUCAGAGGGGCGCCAUCCCAUCCUUGUCCCCUC